AUGCAGAUCUACGCGAACUCGGUCCCACUUGAAAAAAAUCUGAUCGAAUUCGCCGCGUCCGAACCCGGCACUGCGUCUGUCGGCACCGUUCUCAUCCUGUACACUGGUGGCGCAAUCGGAAUGUGCAAUAAUGAUGGUGUCUAUGAACCAAUGCAGCACUUUCUCACCAGCUAUCUUCUGCGCAUGCCCAUUUUCAAUGACGUGGAGUUUUUCGAAAGAGGCCCAGCAAUAGCUGGUUUCGCUUCGCCAGAAUGGGAGACUCCUCCCACGUCAACGCCUUCCACCGUCUCCAUUCCACUUGCGAUGCCUUUGAACGACCACAAACGUCGCAUUGUGUAUCGAUUGCUGGAGUACGAUACCCUGCUUGACUCCUCAAACUGUUCCAUCGACGUGUGGAUCAACCUCGCACAGGACAUUGAGCGCUUCUACGACGACUUCGAUGGAUUCGUCAUUAUCCAUGGGACCGAUACUCUGCCCUACGCGGCCUCCGCGCUCUCCUUUAUCUUCGAGAACCUUGCAAAACCUGUUGUGAUUACCGGCUCAGAAUUGCCUAUCAGAGAGCUGCGCAGUGAUGGCAGACAUAACUUACUUGGUGCACUUCUGUUCGCCGGUGGUGGUUAUGACAUUCCAGAGGUCACCGUGUACGUUCAAAAUGAGCUGUACCGUGGGAAUCGCGUGGUGAAGGCAACCACAACAGACUUGGACGCAUUCAUCUCGCCGAAUGCACUGCCGUUGGCGGAGAUGAAGGGGGUCGUGACCAUCUACGAGGACCGAAUCUGGAAAACGGGCGAUCACGCUGCCAAGCGACUUCGCGUGCACCCCGACCUCUGUCCCAAUGUGGCCGUUCUCCGACUCUUUCCCUCCAUUUCAGUUGAUGCUGUUCGCUCCUUCUUCAAACCUCCCAUAAAAGGUGCCAUCUUCUCAUACUUCUUCUUCAAUAUCCUGUAUUCAAAAUCUAGGGUCAUUCUCCAGACCUAUGGCGCAGGCAAUGUCCCCUCCAAUUACACAGAACUGAUCGAAGUACUUAAAGAGGCUCACGAAAAGCACAAUAUCAUUCUCUUUAAUGUUACUCAGUGCUGGAGAGGCACUGUUUCUGGUGUCUAUGCCACCGGCGCCAUCCUCAAUACUGUUGGUGCGGUUUCCGGAUGUGAUAUCACCACGGAGGCAGCGUUGAUGAAGUUGGCAUACGUGCUCGGCAAAUGGGAUGAUCCGUCAGCACAAAGACGAAUGCUGGCCCACAGUCUACGUGGCGAAAUGACGGAACCCCUGGUGGAGACCCGUCGACACCGCAACGCCUCCACCCACGCCACCCUCUCCACGACAGGCGCCGCCUCCAUGGACGCGACGGUGGCACUGGGCGAUCUUUUCGUCUCCGCCGACGCCAACAGUCUCUCCUCCGUGUGGUCGCGUCCCCUCUUCAUUUCCUUGAUGUGCGCAGCCGCGGAGGCAGACGAUGUGGACAUGCUAGAACAGCUCUUCCGCAUCGCUGGUCAUUUUGAGUACUACGACCACAGCCGUAUCUACCCACUCCACCUGGCUGCAGGAUCUGGAGCCUACGCAGCCUGUCGCCUGAUGCUGGAGUCCGGCACGAAUCCAAACGUCGUGGAUGCCAGGGGCUACACGCCACUCUCCUUCGCGGUGCGCGGUAACAACUGCACGCCCGCGCUGAUCCGACUGCUCCGGCUGCACAACUGCCAGUUUCCACCGUUGGACUCGGCCAAGGCAAAGGAGACCAACACCGCCGCCAGCUUGGGGCGAAUCCAGCAACUCAGGUUUUACCGUCUCGCUGGUCUGACUUUGCAGGAACUCGAUGCCGAGGGACGUGCCCCGCUUCACACCGCCGUCGCGUAUCACCAGACCGACACGGUCCGCUUUCUGAUCGCUCCAGCCAAGGAGAACUCUAACCCAGUUCUUUACGGAUCCGUGGAAAGUGGAGGCAUGGAAAUGGGGGGUGCGGGGGUAGAUCCAAAUCAGCUCACCGGCUAUGGAAGAACAGCACUUGAAGAAGCUCGCAAGAGGAACUUUAUUGACAUUGUGCAAAUACUGGAAACGCACACGACCGUCUUAAAGAGCUCUAACUAA
This is a messenger RNA of Mesocestoides corti, 2082 nucleotides long. The record is from the annotation of a GenBank genome assembly. NCBI's taxonomy places the organism in Eukaryota, Metazoa, Platyhelminthes, Cestoda, Cyclophyllidea, Mesocestoididae.